CAUAGGUCGUUGUUAUUAUUGCCAUUUCGCGGGAAAUUUGUCUUGUGUACAGGUGGAAAAUUGAGUCCUAGCAAUAAGUUUUUUUUACAGAUUCAUAUCUUUUAAUUUUUAAAAACAUGGGUAACGAAGGAUCUAGUCAAUCUCAAGCUCAAUCUGAACCAAUCCCAAACACGGUCAAUAUAGACUGGGAUCUGCGAGACCCAGAUCAAAACGACGACCUGUGUAGCUCAAGAGAUGGUCACACAGCGUGUGCAGUCGGUGCCUGCGUGUACGUGUUUGGUGGUGUUCUUGGUUCGUCAACAAAUAGUAUGCCCGUGGAAUCAAAUGAUCUAUUCGAAUACAAUGUCGAUUUGAAAAAGUGGAGGAAAAUUGACGCUAAAGGAGAAAUCCCUAAACCCCGAUCUGGUUCAACUAUGGUUUCUGUGGAAAAUAAACUUUACUUGUUUGGUGGCCUAAGUCAAAAUGUUGGUUGGUUUGAUGACCUGAGUGUUUUCAACAUAGAAACUGAAAUAUGGAACAAAAUUACAGCAGCUACUGGAGCAGCACCAAGCCCCAGAGAUAAAUUGACAUCAGUUGCCAUCAACAAAGUGCUUUAUUUCUUUGGUGGAUUUGGACCUCAUGCUGCUGGAGAUGACUCAUCACAGGAUUCUCAGGAUGAGGAAUGGGAAGAUAUGGAAGAUCAGCAACCGAGAGGCCCAAGUGCAAACUUUGGCUGGUUUGAUGAUGUUUACUCCUUUGACACAGAGGCAAACAAAUGGGAAUUGGCAACACCUAUCAAACUUCAUGCUCCCUCGCCUCGGGCUGCUCACAGCAUGUGCUCAGUUGGAGACAAAAUCAUCAUUUUUGGUGGAAGGGACUGCGAAGCUCGAAGGAAUGACAUGUUCAUGCUUGAUACAACUGAGAAGAAAUGGUUACCUAUUAAUGGCCAGGGAUCUACUCCAGCUCCACGUUCCUUCCAUUCCAUGGUAGCCGUCGGUAAACGGGUUGUGGUAUUCGGAGGUCGCAGUCAAAGCAACCAGCAUUUUAACGAUUGUCAUAUAUUUGAUACAGAAACCAUUGAGUGGCUUCAGCCGACAAGUAAAGGGAGUUUGCCAGAGGCGAGAGGAUCUCACACUCUAACUAACGUUGGUGAAACUCUGGUUUUGUUUGGAGGUACUUCCGAAUUUGACACAGAGACGAUGCAAUGCAAAAAAUAUCAUUCUGAUGUGUGCCUAUUGAAGACAGUGGACAUUCUUUCUGGGGCUGCAAUACCAAAAGAGGAAAAGGAGUAUGAAAAGGCUGUUGAUAAUAUACAAUCAGGAAAACAGCCAGAAUUUCCAACUAAGACUACAGAGCAAAAAGCUGAAGGUGAUACCCCAAAUGGUCAAGAGGUCUGAAAUGAUUUGAAUCAAAUCAGAUUAAUAUAAGUUUUUGUUUUGCCAGUGGAAUUUCAAAUGCCAAUUUCGACUCCGUUCAUCAAUGGGACCAGUCCAUAGAAAAAUCUAUUGAAUUAAAAUAAAUAAAUUUGCAUUUUGUAUUUUUUUUUUUUUAUGUAUGUAAUUAUUAUCAACCUUUUAUACUAUUUAUGUACAGAAUAUUGUAUAUAAAUGUCAAUGAAUAAAUACUUGUAUGUACAUGCAAUCUAGUAAUGUAAUGCUAAAAAGA
This is a messenger RNA of Anneissia japonica, 1644 nucleotides long. Its product is annotated as rab9 effector protein with kelch motifs-like. The coding region runs from base 117 to 1376 and encodes 419 amino acids. NCBI's taxonomy places the organism in Eukaryota, Metazoa, Echinodermata, Crinoidea, Comatulida, Comatulidae. The record is from RefSeq and is a predicted model, not a curated record. Gene Ontology annotation, molecular function: protein binding. The transcript has 7 exons.